This is a messenger RNA of Aspergillus ochraceoroseus IBT 24754, 1288 nucleotides long. RefSeq names its product ADP-ribosylation factor family protein. Bases 321 to 875 code for a protein of 184 amino acids. Lineage: Eukaryota; Fungi; Ascomycota; Eurotiomycetes; Eurotiales; Aspergillaceae. The record is from RefSeq and is a predicted model, not a curated record. Gene Ontology annotation, molecular function: GTP binding; GTPase activity. Gene Ontology annotation, biological process: vesicle-mediated transport; intracellular protein transport. Gene Ontology annotation, cellular component: cytoplasm. The transcript is spliced from 6 exons.
UGUCACUCAAUUAAUGUUGCUAAUUUGCUUUCUCUCUUCUUGCUGCCUCCUUUGAUCAUCCGUGCUGCCUCUUUUCCUCUCUGCUCGUUCUUCAACCCCGAACCCAACGACAUUGCUUCUCUGACACAAGCUAGACAGGGGGUUUCAAUAAUAACAGCUGCACCACCUCGAUCCACGAGCCAAAUCCCCCCCUCCCCCCUCGUUGCUCCUCUUUCGACGCAAUCGCUGAACAUUUUAAGUUGAGAAUCCCCUAUCUCGCCAUAAUCCCUCUUCCUCCCUAGUCAUAAAUCUAUUGCCACAAUCGCGUGAUAUUAUUCAACAUGGGUGGCUCAGUGUCCAAGAUAAUGGGCAAGAUCUUCGGAACGAAGGAAAUGCGGAUUCUCAUGCUGGGUUUGGAUGCUGCUGGAAAAACAACAAUCCUUUACAAAUUGAAACUUACCAACCAGGAUGUCACUACGAUUCCCACAGUCGGCUUCAACGUUGAGAGCGUUACGUAUAAGAAUGUGAAAUUCAAUGUUUGGGAUGUCGGUGGUCAGGACAAGAUUCGCCCUCUGUGGAGACACUACUAUUCUGGUACGCAGGGUUUGAUUUUCGUCGUGGACUCGAGCGACGUUACUCGAAUGGAUGAAGCUCGAUCGGAACUGCACAAGAUUAUCAACGAUCGGGAAAUGAAAGAUGCUCUUCUGCUCGUCUUUGCAAAUAAACAGGAUACCCCACAACAUCUGAGCCCCGAGGAAGUCACCGCUGCACUUCAGCUCACAAAACUCAAGGACAAGCUGUGGUAUGUCGCGCCUAGCGUGGCGACUGAGGGUACUGGUAUCUUUGAAGGACUCGCUUGGCUUUCGAACAACGUUAAGACUCAACCUCAGAAAUAAACCACGAUUCUAGCUUAAUUCGGGAGGGAGCGAUAUCCCUCAUGUACAACAAUGCCAUCCCAUCCGACUCUUUUGUUCCAUGUCCGUUUUGACGACAGAAGACGCAGCAUUUGGACUAGUUGCUUUUUCUUUCCUUUUCCCAUUUCCCCCCAAUUACGUGCAUGCCUUUCUUCCCAUUAUUUCCUUAAUCCUAUCAUGAUAUCCCACUGCUUCCCUGCGGGUUUUUGUCCAAUACCCCUUUUAAUUCUUACACCCCUUUCUUCUCGUUGGCUCGUUUUCUUUUCUUCUGUAGAAAGCAUUUACAAUAGAAGGAAUUUGACCAGCACAUAUUUCAUGUUUUGAUGUCUCAAUGUUUUCUAUUUAUUUAUAUAUAUAUAUAUAGCAAAAAAAUGUUAUCGUUACAUCUUAGUCUA